AGAAAACAUGGACCAGCUUCCUCUUCUGCUGUGAGUCAGAGCUGCUAGAAAGAUCAGGAAACCAGUCCUCAGCUGGGAACGUUUGACGUGUCCACCAUGGCUCGGGUCGCCCUCCUGUGUCUGCUCGCAUCCAUCGGGCGCUGCGUGGGUCAGAGGAUCCUGUCAGAGAGCUCUGUGCACGCAGGUGUCGGAAGCAAUGUGACGCUGAGAACUCCGAUUCACGACCUGCAGAGCUCGGCUCUGUUCUGGCACUUUAAUGACGGGAAGGAGAUUGUAAAUGUUGCCUCGGUGAGCUCCUCCACGCUCAGACUGAACACGUCCUACGAGGGCAGAGCGUGGAUUAAUCCAGCCAACGGCCACUUGACCCUGGGUGCGCUGACACUGCAGGACAGUGGGGAAUAUAUCAUCACCAUCGUAUACAAACACGGUCAGAGCGACGUUGCAAAGAUACGCCUCACGGUCUCAGGGACCCAGAACGGAGGAAAUCCACGCGCUCGCUCUUCACUCGUCACAUGUGGACGCUCGGUUUUCAGCACGUACGGGCAAACCGUGUCAGGACCAGGUGUGGCGGUCCCAGCUGCAACAAUGAAAUCUCCACCCACCGGCACCACCCCCAUGCCAGCUCUCCCUGAGCAGAUCACAGAUUACUUUGUGUCUCUGGUUGUGUGUGUGGUUGUGAUCGUCGUGCUGUCGGCUGGUUUCCUGCUGCUCCUCUACAGAUGGAUGGAGAACAGGAAAAACAGGAAUUCAGAUGGAAGACAGGUGGAGAUACCUGCGGCCCAGCAGAAGAACGGAGCUCCAGGGUCCACAUGUGAAGACUCCACCUACCAGACCAUGACUCCAGCCCCCACAGACCUGGACCACAUCUACUCCACCCUCACUGACAUGCAGUACAUGUCACAUGUGCGAUACAUUCAAACGGACACAAUUUCCUGCAAAUCAGUAACAUCCCAGUAAAAUCCUGAAAUGUUUCCAUCACAAACUCAUCCACAGAUACGUUUGUGAUGUUUAUAAUUGUAUAACUAUAAACAUCAGUUAUAAUAUUAAUCGUUUUCAUGUUUUUUUAUUUGUGUAUGUUUGUUAUUACUUCAGUUUAUAAGCCCCGCCUCUCUGAGCUGUGGGUGUAAAUGAACGCUAACCCCCUAACUCUGACCUUCGCCAGUCUCUUCUGUUGCUGCCGUCCCUACAGACGCUGUAUUUCACAUCACGUAUGUUGUAUGAUUGUCACUGAUCUAAUGACUCAAUAACUUUUGCUACAAUGUGAUUAAAGAGGCCACUUUGACCAGCUUUAGCAUUAAAAUGCUGUUUGGAUGGGUAAAUAAGAUUACACUAUAUAGUGAGUUUUGGUAUCAAACAUAAUUAACCUUUGUACUGUAAAUUCUUUACAUGAUUUGAAUGGUUCCUGUUUACCUGUGUCUAAUAGUAAAAAGUCGUAUUGCUGCACACUUUGUCUGAUUCUUAGUCCUGUGACUGUUGCUGGUCAGUACGAGCACUGAUGCUGGUGCUGGAUCUAUACUAGUGUGCUACGAUCACUUUCUUUCUGUCCUCUAAGUUCAGCAUGUAGCUCACUGAACUGUGUUAAAUCAGUCAUUUCUUUGGAAAUAAAAAAUGUACGUCACACAUUCACUAUAAAAAUAUCUUUUUCA
Molecule: messenger RNA, 1646 nt
Organism: Oreochromis aureus
Lineage: Eukaryota; Metazoa; Chordata; Actinopteri; Cichliformes; Cichlidae
Exons: 6
Coding region: 97-957 (286 amino acids)
Source: RefSeq, a predicted model, not a curated record